Molecule: messenger RNA, 1395 nt
Organism: Pteronotus mesoamericanus
Lineage: Eukaryota; Metazoa; Chordata; Mammalia; Chiroptera; Mormoopidae
Product: leukocyte immunoglobulin-like receptor subfamily A member 6
Exons: 7
Coding region: 1-1395 (464 amino acids)
Biological process (GO): cytokine-mediated signaling pathway
Cellular component (GO): plasma membrane
Molecular function (GO): inhibitory MHC class I receptor activity
Source: RefSeq, a predicted model, not a curated record
AUGCCCCCCACGGUCACGGUCCUGCUCUGCCUCGGGCUGAGUGUGGGCCUGGGGACCCCGGUGCCGGCAGGGACCCUCCCCAAACCCAUUGUCUGGGCUGAGCCAGGCCCUGUGAUCCCCUGGAGGAGCCCUGUGAGUAUCUGGUGUCAGGGGCCCCUACAAGCUAAGGAGUUUCAUCUGUACAGCGAGAAAAGCCAAGGGCCCUGGGACAGGCAGAAGCCACAGAACCCCAGGAACAAGGCCAAGUUCUCCAUCACACACAUGACAAAUGACACUGCAGGGAGAUAUUACUGUUAUUAUUUUGGCAAAAAUAUCUGGUCAAAGCCCAGUGACCUCCUGGAGCUGGUGGUGACAGGAUCCUACAGCAAACCCAGCCUCUCAGCCCUGCCCAGCCCUGUAGUGACUUCAGGAGGGAACGUGACCCUCCAGUGUGGCUCACGGGAAGGCUUUGACAGGUUCAUUCUGACGAAGGAAGGAGAACGCAGGCUCUUCUGGGCCCUGGACUCACAGCGACACCCCAGUGGGCAGUCCCAGGCCCUGUUCCCUGUGGGCCCCGUGAUGUCUGUCCACCGGUGGAGGCUCAGGUGCUAUGGCUGUUACACGGACAGACCCCAGGAGUGCUCACAGCCUAGUGACCCCCUGGAGCUGCUGGUCUCAGGAGGCUCAGGGAAGCCCUCCCUCCUGACCCAGCAGGGCCCCAUCGUGGCCCCUGGACAGAACCUGACCCUCCAGUGCCGCUCGGACCUCGGCUAUGACAGGUUCGCUCUGUCCAAGGAGGGGGCACAGGCCCCCCGCCAGAGCACUGCCCUGCAGCCCCGGGCGGGGCUCUCUCAGGCCGACUUCCCCCUGGACACGGUGCGCGGCUCCCACGGGGGCCGGUACAGGUGCUACGGGGGACACAGCGUCUCCUCCGAGUGGUCGGCCCCCAGUGACCCCCUGGACAUCCUGGUGGCAGGAUGGCUCCCUGACAGACCCUCCCUCUCGGUGCAGCCGGGCCCCAUGGUGGCCUCAGGAGAGAAGGUGACCCUGCUGUGUCAGUCACGGAGCCCGAGGGACAGCUUCCUUCUGACCAAGGAGGGGGCGGCCAACCCCCCCCUGUGGCUCAGACGACAGCCCCGAGCUCAGCAGCACCAGGCAGAGUUCUCCAUGGGGCCCGUGACCUCGGCCCACGGGGGCACCUACAGGUGCUACAGCGCAAACCACAGCAGCCCCUACCUGCUGUCGCAGCCCAGUGACGCCCUGGAGCUCCUGGUCUCAGACUCCCAGACCCAAAACUACACAGCGGGGAAUCUCGUCCGCAUGGGCGUGGCUGGCCUGCUGCUGCUGGUCCUCGGGGGGCUGCUGCUUCAGGCUCGAGACACCGAGAGGACGGCCCACGCUGCCGCCAGGAUGUGA